CUCUCCAACCCACUACCACAACCCAACCCUUUCGGCCGGACAGCAACACCCACUGCAGACUCUCUAACGGAAUAACCUUCGCCUGUGACCUCCUUCAACUGGGACCUCUUUCAUCUACGACCUCCUUCGCCUGCGACCUUCUUCAUCUGCGAUCUCCUUCUCUGUAUAGAGAUUUGGAAUAAUACUCGAGCUGUCAAUUCUGUUGCAUUGCUGUCACGAUGGUCAACAAGCAGCGAAGCCUUCCAACAUGCUCUGCGCAUGAUCCAUCUGCAAAUGGUCUAUGCCAAGCUCAUUCCGAGCACCAGAAAGAUAUUGAUUAUAUUCGUCGCAUGGCCCAGAAAGGGUCGCCUAGGGUUAAAGAAAUGGAGUCACAGUUCAUACAAGUGAUGAAUCAGGAAUUUGAGGAGGCCAAUGACGUUUGCGAGGAUACUACAUUUCGAAACUGGAGGAUCAACGCGAAGACCCAAAUCGACAGCAUUUCGAGAGAGAUUGAUACUUUCAAGAAGGAACUAGCCACAAAAGAAGCCGCUCAUACGCAAGAGGUAAACCAUUUGCAGAGCCAGUAUGAUAGUCUCAUGCAGAAUCAUGCUGCAAGGGAGAAAAACCUUCAGAAGGAUAUCGAAGAUCUGGGAAUACAAACUCAGGACCGGAAACUGAAGUGUGAUCAGCCCCAAUCUCUUGUUGUGAGAUUACGGAACAUCAUGGCCGAGCUUCUGUCGAAAAUUGAGAACGCAGAAACGAAAGCAGCGCAGCUGCAAGAACAGGUGGAUAGGCUCCAAUCGACCAUCGAAUAUAACUCCCGAGUUUCGGACAAUGGAUUGAAGGUUUACCAGAAUAAAUGGGAAUAUCUUCAAUCGGCGAUGAUAAGAGACGCAGAGGGGUAUCGGGAAGAGAUCUCAAGGCAAGCGCUUAGAAUCGAAGAGAUGCAAUCGACAAUAGAGAAGCAGAGCCACGAGUACGCCGAAACAAUUGCACUUCAACAGGCUCAGAUCGCGAGUCUCGAAGCAGGCCUUGAGAUGCAUCCGCACAAAUCACAAGCUCAGCCAAAUGAUAAGUCCAAAGACAUUCUGAACACUGGUACAGAAUUCCGAGAGGGCAGUGGAAUAGAUGAUCAUGACGGUGUGGGAGCCGAUGGCGGCGAGACUUCACAAGAUCCAGAGUGGUUCGCGCCAGACCACACUUCCUUGGCCUCGACUUCUGCGCCUGUGACACGCCCAGAACCAACUCGUGGGACCAUAAUGCGGUGUGUCGCACAUAUCGAUAGUGCUAACGGCCCGAUUCCGCGUGCUCCGCUCUACUCUACCGCUUGCCCAGAUGACGCGGACUGCGAGAACAAAUGCUGCGGAUUCGUACACGGAGACCAGCAGACCAUCUAUGCCGGAUUAAUUCCUCUGUUGCCCCAGCACCAGAACCACCGGACCGGGGAGUUUGGACUCAAGGAUAGGCAUGGGAACUUGUUAUCUGGGCCCCCACUAUACUCGAAGCCUUGUCUCUAUCCAAGCUGCACCAUGUUUGACUGUGGAUCUGUUCAUGCUGAUCAGCAAGAGAUGUAUGCCGGACUCAUUCCGCUCUUGCCUGAAAACGGGCGCGCUCGCGAUUCAGGCUCUGACCUUCAAGAUAAGCAUGGGAACAGGAUUGUGUCGCCUCCGAUGUAUUCGGAGCGAUGCAUCGCCUCGUUCUGCGCUCGGGGAAGUUGCAAAUACUGGCAUCCGGACCAACAGGACCUCUACGCUGGGCUUAUUCAACUCUUGCCCAAAUUUAGGGACUACUGUUACUGA
Messenger RNA from Periconia digitata, 1778 nucleotides. The record is from the annotation of a GenBank genome assembly. NCBI's taxonomy places the organism in Eukaryota, Fungi, Ascomycota, Dothideomycetes, Pleosporales, Periconiaceae.